CGUUAUCGAUAAAUAGUUUUUCAAACCGCUUAGUACAGUAACGACGAGUUUCACGCUACCGGUAAUCGUGCCCGUGCGAUACACUGUAAGGUAUCGCAACUUUGUAGUCGUCAUUUCUCGGCAAACCGCACUGUGAAUGAAAAAUAAGAAUGAAAGCUUCGAACCAUGGCGCAAUGAUGAUCUCUUCGACAGACAAUGAAUCCGAUGCCGUGACGAUGGCGAAUGCCUUUCGUUAUGCUAGUGUGAGUUUUAUUUCCUACGGCCAUGUCUCUCUUCUUCGGUUUUGGAAAUUGGGAACGUUUCCCCUCUUUUUUUAUGUAUUCCAGGUAGAGGCUCAACCUUUUGUUGCAUCUUUCUUCGUGUUUCCAAUGGUCGCGGUAUUGUUCGAUUCGAUUGCGUGCAAUCGCGCUUGUUUUCAUACGAUGUUAGGACGACGAUACGCGAAAUGUCAUGAACGUCAUGACAAACCAAACCCCGUCUGCCCUGGAGGCCCUUAAAUUUUUUGCGGUUACAAAAUCUUGGUUUGUUCGAGCAUGGCCAAUUUUAACAGCAAAGCCACCCGAUUAUAUCGAUGACGAUUUUGGGGACAAUCUCAGGGAAUACAUCGGGAAGAUUCAAAAUUCGGAGCUAGUAGUUGAAGCAGACCAAAUUGGUGUCGACGACGAGAAGAAGCUCCAGGAAGAGAGAGUCGUCCCUUCGAGCGGUUUGACGAACGAAGCCAUGCACCAUCGCAAAGUUCCACAGCAUGUGGAACCCAUAAAAAUGCUGCCGGGACUCGUUCACACAAAGGACUAUUUUUUCCUUGGCCCAAGCGCUUGGAUGCUCGUAAAAGAAAAAUUUGGUUACGACGGAUACGAGAUUUGUAGGUCUUGCAAGAGCGUAGCAACGGGGGUCGGCCAGGGAACAAUAGCGGUAGCACUGCUGCCGGGAGAAGAAACUAUCCCAUCCACUUUCGUUGCCGAUGACAAUGACGAAAACGUAAAAUCAAUGCAGUCGGCGAUUUUGCCUGUGUCGGGAAGAUUCCAAUACGAAAAGAUCAUUUCGGCGAAGAUCGAGAGUGAUAUUUGCAUGAACUCAACGCGUCGUGACAUGGUCGAAAAGAGGAACGAGGUAAGUUCAAUGCACAGUUUAGCAAGAUGGCUAGUAAUAUACUCAUCGCCAAAGUGUAUGGGUGGAAAACAUUUGCUCUUGCAAACGAUUCGUCCAUUUGAUAUCUCACAGACCGCCUAUGAAAACAGCUCCCAGUGGAAGAAGAUGAAACAGAGCCACCUAUUCUAUUACUGCCUCCUUCGAUGGUAGAUGACGAUUCUAUUUCUGAUUCAUGCGACAAACACAAAAUGGAAAUUGAAACACACGAAAACGGUGGAUAUAGUGCUAGUACGCAGACACAGGUAUCUACUCGCAAACGUUUCGCAUCGGGGCUUUCAAACAUGGGAAAUACCUGUUUCAUGAAUUCUACUCUUCAAUGCUUGGCACAUACCGAACCUUUACGGCGAUAUUUCCUUUCCGGAGAAUACGAGAAAGAUCUCAACAGAGACAAUCCACUUGGAACCGGUGGCGAGCUAGCAACGCAAUUCGCUAGUCUCAUGGCCGAAAUAUGGACCGAGACUUCGAAACGCAGAAAUGUAAUCGAAGGAGAGACUCAAAAUUAUAAAUAUUCAAACCCCUACUCGCAGGCUAUUUUCCCUCGAAAUUUCAAAAAUAGCCUUGGAAAACAUGCGGAACAAUUCAUGGGGUAUGAUCAGCAUGAUUCACAAGAACUAGCGACGUAUUUGUUGGACGCCUUGCACGAAGACACAAAUCGCGUUACAAUAAAACCAUACGUAGAGAAACCAGAGCAAGGAGAAAAUGAAUCCGAUGCCCAUGCUGCAGACAAUGCAUGGAGGAUGCAUCUACGUCGUGAGGAUAGUCGCGUGUUGGAAAACUUUGUGGGACAAGUGAAAAGCAGACUAGAAUGUUGUGAGAAAGGAUGCACCAGAGUUUCAACGACAUUUGAUCCGUUCAUGUAUUUAUCAGUCCCCAUCCCUGGCGAAUCUGAGAGAUCAAUGACGGUUACAUUUGUCCCAAUUGAUCCCCAAAAAAGAAUGCAAAAACUAACACUGACUAUCGAAAAGACAGCGACAAUAGCCUGUCUCUUAAAAGCGAUGAAUGAAGAAUUAGUCAGGGUCAAAGUAUGUUCGGAACUGAUCCCCUUAGAGGAUUUGUGUGCUGUUGAAAUUUACGACAAAGAAAUCUUCAAGUGGCAUAAAAUCGAGGACGAGGUUCAUGGGAUUAAAGAUUUCGAUAAAACUUAUGUAUACCAACUCACGUCUCUGGAAGAAGUGAAAAGAAUAUCGAAUGAAACCAGUGUUGACGAAGACGUCGGUGGUAUUGAUUGGAGUAAGACCUUAAAGCAUCGAGUCAAUCUUGACUUGUCGACAUUCAACGAGCUAAACAAAGGAGAUCGUUGGAAAGACCAGCUCAGCAACUAUGCAAAGCAGCGCUUCCAGAUUUAUAAGAUCCUAAAUGUCAGUCGCAGUUCCAUCGAAGAGAUGAUUGAGUAUUACGAGAAAUUGGUAGAAUUUCUGGACGAAUGCUACCUAGAAUUAGAAAAGCACAAUGACUCGGAAUUAAAACAUACAGGGAAUCAUGAUGAAAAUACCAAGGGGGAAGCUAUUGAGAUGCAAUCCACUUCUACGGGCUCGGAGAAAUCAGGAAACGGAACCCGGGGAAUGAUUGAUUGUCCUUCUACAAGAUUUCCGAAUGUCAGAACGAGACACGACAUCGGAGUCCUUGAAUUUUGUGCAGACAAGCUGAGAGAACUGAUAUACGAUCGAAUGUGUCGUGAAAAAAAGAAAAACAGCGAGGGAGUUGUGAUUCAGGUCGGGAUAAGAAAGCCUUCGGGAUCUUCGACGACUCAUACUACAAAUCGGCAUGGAUUGCUAAGCACCUGCUUAGUUCUUCGCUUACCAUGUAACUUAUCUGUUUAUGGCCUUCGAAAAGAACUGGCACACAGGCUCUCUCGGUCACUCUAUGAACAAAAGAAACCUCUACACGAGGCAAAACUAGGAGAGCGGCAUGUAAAUUUGUCAUCAAGUAAUACAGGCGAAUCAAAUUUGGAAAGCCCUGAACUUAAUAUAUUACGAAGAGCACGUUUGUCCUGCGACAAUAGUGAUCGAGGAUCGCAUUAUGAAAAUUCGAAAUCUCUUGGAAUGCUGAACAAAGCAACAGAUUCUGAAGCUGUUGAAAACGAAGACCAAUCACUAUUAGCUAUAUCAUCCGACGAAAUGGAACAAGCUGUGGUCGCAACGAAGGUGAAGAAUCGUGGACACGUUUAUCUUGACUUGCAACAAGAAGAUGGGUGGGAAGUAUUUGAUGCUAAGGAAUUCGAGGUUGUGGUUGUACCAGACCAUGAUAAUGGGACUCCGUCUAAAGAGCCCGAGCCUGACGUUAAGGUUAGAGAUUGCAUCGAGAACUAUUGUAAGAAAGAACAACUGGAGGAAUCUGAAAUGUGGUACUGCAACGAGUGCAAAAAACAUGUUCGAGCAUGGAAGCAAUUUUAUAUUUACCGUGCUCCUCCUAUCCUUAUCAUCCAUUUGAAGAGGUUCUUUUUUUCCGCUUCUACUCAUCGUCGCGAUAAAAUCACAAGAAAAGUCGAUUUCCCUUUGGAAGGAUUAGAUCUUACAGAUCUAGUUGCAAGCUACGACGAAGACGAUAAACCCAUCUAUGACUGCUACGCUGUGAGCAAUCACUUCGGUGGUUUGGGAGGUGGUCACUAUACAGCAUAUACACUCUCUGACGAUGGAAUAUGGUGCAAUUAUGACGAUAGCCGUGUUACCACGGACAUAAAUCCUGAGGAAGUAGUAUCCGAAGCUGCUUACGUUCUUUACUACAGAAGACGAGAUGUGUCCGUAGGAGAAGACCAUGAUAUAAUAAUUGACACAAAAACGUCGCCCACGAAUUGCGAGCACACUGAUUGUCCCGGAGAAGUAAGCGAUGUAUCAAUCAAUAACAACACCCACGCGAUGGACCUGACUCUUUACGACUCGGACAGUAAUGGUAGUUCGAAGACUGCGUUGUCUCCAACGGAUUCUAUUGAAAACAGCGAUGAAAACAUAGUUCAUCAAUCUGACGAUUAUAUGAAUGUCGAAACUACUUUCCAAUGAAGAACACGUCAGAAGUAGCCUUCGUUCCAGUAGAUACAUCUAUCCACAAAUAGAAAUACAUUUAGUUUAGACAC
Molecule: messenger RNA, 4219 nt
Organism: Pseudo-nitzschia multistriata
Lineage: Eukaryota; Bacillariophyta; Bacillariophyceae; Bacillariales; Bacillariaceae
Source: the annotation of a GenBank genome assembly